GGUAGAAUGAUUUGUUUUUAAAAAAUCCAGUUUAACAAAAAAAAAAAUCUUUAAAAUGGCACAAAAAGUCGUUUACAUCUCCAGCACACAUCUCCGAACGCAAUGUGAUAAAAUUGAAGUGAUAAAAAACCGCAGCCAAAUGGUGCAUUCCCUCAUCAGAGCUUAUAAUCUCUUGUCAGAUCCAAAAGUAACGGUGAAACAUCCUCGUCGCAUAGCCCCUUCCGAAUUGCUUGACUUUCAUUCGUCUGACUACGUGAAAUACUUAAAAUCACUUCCGACGGUCGAUUCGUCGUUCAAUAAUUCCUCAUUUUUGUCAGAUACUUCAGAUGCUGCUAUCACAGACGACGAUUUAGAGUUCGGAAUCGGCUAUGAUUGCCCGAAAAUCGAUAAUUUAUUGGAAUUUUGUUUGUCCCUUGCAUCGGGUACCAUUUCCGCUGCCGAAGCAAUUCUCACGAAAGAAGCUGACAUCGCGAUAAAUUGGUGCGGCGGAUGGCAUCAUGCCCAGCGAGACUCUGCGGCGGGCUUUUGUUACGUAAAUGACAUCGUUCUCGGCAUCGAAAGGCUCAAGGAACGCUUCAAGCGCAUCUUGUACGUCGAUUUGGACGUGCAUCACGGCGACGGCGUCGAACAAGCCUUCUAUUCCACACAAAAAGUCCUCACUUUGUCAUUUCACGUCCUUGAACCGGGAUAUUUUCCCGGCUCAGGCAGCAUCGAAGCCAAUGGAAUCGGCAACGGGAAGGGAUUUUCCAUAAAUGCACCUUUUAAAUUCAACAUUGGCUCGCAAUACAUCGAUUAUUUCUGUGAUAUUUUUGACGCAGUGACGGAAAGUUAUCAACCGGAAGUGUUUGUCGUUCAAUGUGGCGCCGAUAUUCUCGCGGGAGACCCUUUGGGGAGUGCAAAUUUGCAAAUUUCUGACAUGAUGACGUGCGUUGAGCGAAUUUUAAGCAAAAAUGGACCAAAAAUCUUCCUUGGCGGAGGCGGAUAUGACCCGAUAAGUGCCAGCAAGUACUGGACUUCACUCACGGGACUCAUUUUAGGGCGAGAAUUAAACGAAGACGUGCCCGAUCAUGAAUUUUUCCUCAAAUACGGCCCUUGUUACACCCUGAAUUUGGAUAGAAAACAAUUAAAAGACUUUAAUGACAAGGAAGAACUGAUGGAAAAUAUGAAAAAAAUACACGAGUGCCUCGAAAAAUACGUCAAAAGUAAAAAAGUUUCGUAAAUUUUAACGUAUAAUCAUUUAUUUUUUAUCAUUUCUCAUUUUUUUUAAGUAAUUUUAUUAUUUACCAAUUUUUUUUUAGAUUUAUUUAUUUUUUAAAGUAAUAAUUAUUAUCAUAAUCGUUAUUUUUAUCAUUAAAUAGGUUUUUUUUAAGUUUAAUGUUACAGCGGAAUAUCGAAAAUUACGUUUAACUAAUGAAUUAUUGUAUCUUUCUUCAUUUUUUUUUGCUCUAAAUUAAAUUUUUAAUA
Molecule: messenger RNA, 1464 nt
Organism: Culicoides brevitarsis
Lineage: Eukaryota; Metazoa; Arthropoda; Insecta; Diptera; Ceratopogonidae
Product: histone deacetylase 8-like
Exons: 2
Coding region: 56-1219 (387 amino acids)
Biological process (GO): negative regulation of transcription by RNA polymerase II
Cellular component (GO): nucleus
Molecular function (GO): histone deacetylase activity
Source: RefSeq, a predicted model, not a curated record